CAGCUGCAGUACUUACCGAGUGAAUGGCGUUCAAGACUCAAGCUUGCAAGCUCAAUGGGGUCAGAUAUUUGGUAUUGUUUGUAGUCGUCAACUCUAUCUCAUUUCUUGUCAUCGUCUGCAUCUACAGACCAUAAUCCUGAUCGACCAUCAUGCCUCCCCCAAAAUCCAAAGGAGGAAAAAUGCUGGGCCUCAUCAAUUGGAGGCUCAAAGUGACCAUCAAUGACGGACGCGCGUUGACAGGCCAAAUGCUCGCAUUCGAUAGGCAUAUGAACCUUGUCCUGGCGGACUGUGAAGAAUUCAGACGCGUUCGACCCAAAAAAAAGGCCGGAGAAACUGAGGACACCUGCGGAGCAAGAGAUGAAGCGCACAUUGGGGCUUGUGAUUUUACGAGGGGAGACAGUUGUCAGCUUAAGUGUCGAGGGGCCUCCACCAGUUGUAGACGAGGACAAAAAGAAUGCGCUGCCCGUUGGCCCUGGUCGUGGAAUGCCGGCCGGCCGAGGAAUGGGAAUGAUGCCUCCCAUGGGUAUGCCCCCGUGGGUCGUGCUCCAAUGCCCUUUGCUCCACCAGGCAUGCCCGGCCCCCCUCCUGGCUUCCGUCCUCCUGGUUUCCCUCCAGGUGCACCAUUCCCCCCACCAGGCUUUGGUGGUCCCCCUCCCCCUGGCUUCCAACCGCCUCCCCAGUGAAGCUAUUGUUGCUCCUUGUUGUUUGAUCAUAUUUGUUGUGCACGGCAGACGAAAUCCCGAACGUAGAGGUGAAAGCAGGGCAAUUGCAAGUAGUUUUGCCAAAAUGUUCGUACGUUCGCAAUAAGUACCUCCGAGACCUCUUAACUCCGAAAGGUUUGUUGUUGUACAUUUCACUGACAAACCAACAGCACCGUCUCAUAUCGGUUGCCAGUUGGAGUCUGCUCAUAUUACUGGUUGUAGAAUGUACAAUUUUUGAGGGUUCUCCUUGUAAAGAUGUGCUAAGUUGCUGUCUAAAAAAAUGAUGAGCUUCUCAGUUCUCAAGGCU
Suillus subalutaceus is the source of this 1008-nucleotide messenger RNA. Its product is annotated as small nuclear ribonucleoprotein. Lineage: Eukaryota; Fungi; Basidiomycota; Agaricomycetes; Boletales; Suillaceae. Gene Ontology annotation, biological process: mRNA splicing, via spliceosome. The record is from RefSeq and is a predicted model, not a curated record. Bases 150 to 683 code for a protein of 177 amino acids. The transcript has 5 exons. Gene Ontology annotation, cellular component: catalytic step 2 spliceosome; U5 snRNP; U1 snRNP.